Molecule: messenger RNA, 2807 nt
Organism: Amaranthus tricolor (Joseph's coat)
Lineage: Eukaryota; Viridiplantae; Streptophyta; Magnoliopsida; Caryophyllales; Amaranthaceae
Exons: 3
Coding region: 2030-2707 (225 amino acids)
Molecular function (GO): zinc ion binding; nucleic acid binding
Source: RefSeq, a predicted model, not a curated record
AAUUACUCACUUUACCCAAAUAUUGCUUUCUCUCUCUCCUUAUUGCUUCAAAACUUUAUAGACAUUGAACUCUACCUCAUUCGAAAAUAUCAAAGAUUGAAGAAGACCUAGAUUCUUGAGUAUCCCACGCUUCAUAACGUCAGAUUAUGACAGCGGAUUCGUAGACAGAGAUUAUUAGGAGCGUACGUUGUCUAAGAGCGCGUGACAAGGUUAUUGAUUGCGUUGGAAUCGUGGAGUGAGAAUCACAUGGAAACAUAGCUUUUAUUAGAGUCGUAUUUCAGUUUAAAUUUUAUUUUAAAUUGUUUAAAUUUUUAUAUGGACAUAGAUUGCGUUUUAGUCUUCUCUUAUGUUGUAAGACACUUUGUUGGAUUUAAAGUUAUUAAGUUAUUUCUUAGUCGUUAAGCCUUACAUUUAUUUUAUUAGAAAUAGAUGUGGCGGUAACACUCCCAUUAGUAGAUUUUGGCUCAUGUUUUUCAUUAAAGGUGUUUUCAAAAGUUCGACCUAUUCUAAGGGUGUUAUAGAUAUUGUUAGGAAACAAUUUUGAAUUAUCAUUAGUAGGGAAUUUGCUGACAGGAUUAAGUAUGCUGCACAUAGGAGGUUACAUGGAUCCAUGAAACAACAUUAUCUUAAGCUCAUGAGCUAUGUUGUUGUUUUAAAACAAAGUAACCCAAAUAGCCACUUCAGUAUUGUUACUGGUCCAAGCACAAAUCCACCCACAUUUCAGAGGAUCUUUGUUUGCUUUGAAGGGGUUAAAGAUGGUUGGGUUGGUGGGUGUAAGAAAAUCUUGUUCAUUGAUGGUUGUUUUCUAAAAACAUUCUUGGGAGGAAUGUUAUUAAGUGCAGUUGGUAGAGACCCUAAUGAGUAAAUGUAUCCAUUGGCUUGGGCUGAUAUUGAAAAACAAUGAAUCAUGGCAAUGAUUUAUUUUUGAAUUGAAGAAAUGUGUUCCUCAUGAUCAUGGAAAAAAAUGGAUAGUAAUAUCAAAUGAACACCAGGUAAACACCCCUCCCUACUGUUAUAUUGAUUUUACUAAGUGUGUAUUGUUGUUACUGAUAUUAUGGUAGUAUUUAAAGAAACUUAGCUACUGAUAUUAUGGUAGUAUGCACUUUAACAUAGACUCAGAAACUUAGCUACUAAUUUGUUUUAAGUACAAGCACAUUAACAUUAACGUAUAGUACAAGCACAUUAAUACAAACAUCUAAUGUUGAUCCUGAUUUUAACCUAUUGUUUUGGACUAAGUACAAGUGUCUAUUGUUAUUUUCAAUAAAAUACAACCUACUGUUAUUUACUAAGUACAAGCACCUACUGUUAUUUACUUAGUACAACACCUACUGUUAUUUACUAAGUACAAGCACAUUAACAUAUAGACCUUGAAAUACAAAUACCUACUACUACUAUUAUUUACUAAGUACAAGCACAUUAACAUGUAGUACAAGCACAGUAAUACAACCUACUAUUAUUAUACAACUAAUGUUAUUUAUGCACAUUUAAUACACUUAUCUGUUGUACAGAACAUUUUGAUGCAGUCCAACUUGAGCUUCCAAAAGCAGAACAUAAGCAUUGUGCUAGGCACAUCUACGCAAAUUGGAACAAGUCAUUCAAAGGGGAAGAGAUGAAAUUACUGUUUUGGAGAUGUGCCAAAGCAUACAACUUGGUUGAUUUUGAGGAAGCAAUUAAUGAGAUGGAGAAUGUAAAUCCGGUUGCUGUUGGCGCCUUCAAGAAAUGUGGUCCACAAUUGUUUUAUAGGUCUUUUGUCAAACUAGAAGGAAAGUGUGAUGUUAUUUUGAGCAAUAUGGUCGAAAUGUUCAACAACUACAUUAUGAAUGCAAGAUCACAUCACUUAAUAGAUAUGCUUGAGGAAAUUAGAUCAAUACUAAUGAAGAGGAGGGCUAGUAAAAAGGAAGAGUCAUUGAUGAAGUGGAAGGGUUUGUUAUGUCCAAAGGUACAAAAAAUGUUAGAUUCAGAGAAGCAAGAAGUAGCUAAGUGCACUGUCAUUCCUUCAACAUCAACUCGUUUCUAGGUACUGCUUUACAUGGAUGUUUUAGAGGUCGAUAUUGAAAAUAGAACUUGCACUUGCAGGAAAUGGGUUUUAAGGGGGAUUCCAUGUUGUUAUGGAGUUGCAUCUAUUUUUCACUUGCAUAAGGAGGUUGCGUCUUACUUUGAUCAGUGCUACACUAAAGAGGCUUACUUGAGAGCCUAUAAAGGAAAUAUUAAUACUUGUAUUGGCGAGAGGGAUUGGCCUAAAAUUGACAAAUCGAUCGAUCCUCCUCCAAUCAAGAUUGGUCUUGGUAAAACACGGAAAAAUAGAGUUAAGGGUUCGCAUGAAGAUCCUAAAAAACCAGGAAAGCUCUCGAGACAUGACCUUCAAAUGACAUGUGGCAUUUGCAAUAAGGUAGGGCAUAACAAAAGGAAGUGUCCGAAAAAGGGUAAAGCAAUUAAGCAAACACCUCCAUUGAAGAGAAGUAGAGGAAGAACAAAACAUAUUGUUGAUGUAGCAACCAACACACCAGAGUUAUCCCAUCAUAACAUGUCUACACAACCUAGUUCUUUAGGUAAAGGCAAUAGGACAAUUAGAACAUGGGAAGGGAGUAAAGGGGGUAAGACUAGUAGUGCAAGCGAAAGGAGUGGUGUCACUACUACUAAAAGAGGAAAGCCAAAGAAGAACCCUCCUAAAAUAGUAUCAACCCAAGCAUUGACAAUGAAGAAUUGAUGUUGCAAGACUUAGUGUCAUUUUGCUGCUCUUUUGUAUAUGUUAAGUUACCAUUAUGGUGUAAUCUAUGGCUUAGAACAUUGUUGAAAUAUUUUGCAUU